UAAUCUCUAAACCCAAGCGAAGAAAAUCUGAACGUCCGUAUAAAACAGUUGUUUUUCUUCCACCAGAGUUAAUUUGUGAAACGUGUCUGUCUGGAGAGGAUGAGAUUGAAAUACUUCCUAGCGGUAGCCUCCAUAUUGGUGUGGGGUGCCCAUUCUGCCCCGGAACUGCUACCGAAUCCUGGUUUUGAGAGUGGCCUCACAAACUGGCUCCAUGACGGUUUCCCGAUGACCGCCGAUACGUCACAGCAUCACGGCGGCGCAACGUCUGCCAAGUGCACGGGAAGGUCAGUUUAUUAUACAUCUAAAAGUUGUCAUGGAAAAUUUAAUGGGCAACAUGUUUAAAAAUUUUGAAAUUUGCCUUUUGGUGAGGUGCAAGCAAAUGUUUCAUUCGAUUUGUCUUCACCGCGAUGUCACGGCCAGACGGCUACUGAGAAACGUAGAGUUUUUGUUAGUCCGCUAUUAAAUAAAGCGAUUUUGUUAUUUAUUCGUAAAUCGGUCGAUGUAGAUUAAGUUCAUUUAAUGCACACAUAUAUAUAUAUAUAUAUAUAUAUAUAUAUAUAUAUAUAUAUAUAUAUAUAUAUAUAUAUAUAUAUAAUAUUUACAAAUCAAUUUCUUUAAUUGUUACGCACUGCCUUCUAUAGUGAGAAAUUAAUCUCUUAUUUUAAGUUUAUAGCUCGUUCUAAACAGUGCCUAGCAAAGGACGAUACCAUAUUAUGAGAAAUGCAAUAGCAAAAAAUACGACACUCAAAGCAGUUGCUAAUUACAAUUAAUAAGAUUUAUAUAAGUAUAAAUAUAAUUACAAAAUAAAAGAAAUAUAAUUAAAAAUCAUCAACUAAGAGAGUAUGGUAUGUUUUGUACCAGUACAAAGUUAAUAAAAUGUGCCGAAAAUAAGGUGUAAUGAUGAAUACGAAUUCACACACACAGAAUAACACACUACUGUCAUGUGAAGUAAAUAAUAUCACCUUCUCUACGCUCUCUGAAUCCCCUUUAUAUCUAUGCGUUGGUAGAACCGACGCAUCUGGAAACGACGUACACAUUGUUUACCUGUCUAGUUCACUCCCGAACUUUCCACAAAAUUCUAUUAAAACAUAUCACUUAUUUUUUAGUUGGUAGUGGUAGUAAACAAGGCAAAGAUCAAAGGGAGCAAGCCACCUCCAAUACGAACGCAGCCUCAUUUGGGGGUCAGACAGAGUUCACGGCACGGGGAAAGUGACGUAAACACGUCUUCUACAUAACAUAACUCAUAAGCUUUUUUUUUUUUUUUUUUUUUUCAUUGUUUUAUCUAGGGUUAUUACCUACUGGUAGGGGGCAAGAUUUUUUUUUUUUUUUUUUUUUUUGCAAUGUUAUAGCUAGGGUUAAUACCUACUGGUAGGGGGCAAGAUUCUUUUUUUUACCCUCCCCCCGCCCACGAAAAAUCUCCUCUAUUUACCAAAGGUACCGCGCCUCACUAUAUAGAGACAAAAGUGCCGUCCAUGGUCGAAAAUGCCCCCACCCCCUUUUUUUUGUUAAAGCUAGUGCUUGUGCUACACACGAUUAAGAAUGUUCAUUCCAACAAUAUCACUAGGAUGGAAAUUUGGGAUUUUUCAACAAAGUUUCAACAAAACUCAUGGCCUACUGGAGAGGGGCUUAAGGUGUUUUGACUUUUUCUACAUGCGUUUUACGUUAUAAUAGGUCAUACGUCUUGAUCUCUUAUCGUACUGUAAUGUGAUUUAUUUUUGAAAAUAAAAAUACGUUAUUUCGGGAAAUCUGUUUUUGAUUAAUAUCAAAGGAAAAGGUAUAUAGCCCUAAAGAAUGUUCGACCAUUGACAGGAUCCCGAGUACAAGAAAACCAGCAGAAAAUAAAUAUUUAAAAAUUGGGAAGAAGUAAUUCGGCCAACAAAAUAAUCCGGAUAGUAUUGAUGUUAACCCUUUGAAACCGAUUCCAUGAGUUCAUGUUGAAAGACUUUAAUAGUAGAUUUUGGUGGAUGAGAAAUUUUGCAAAUGCCUACUUCAAAUAUUGAAAAUAUGGCUCUUUAUCUUGGUAAUAAAUAUUUCUUUUUUAAAUACUUAGGAAGAAUUGCUCUGAGUAAUAAUCUACUCUAUAUUAGAGUGAAGCUCAUUUUUUUUUUAAAGUGUUUAUUUAUGAAAACAUAAACAAAGAACGUAUUAAAAACAUCUAAUAAUAUAUAUUUAAAAAAAAUAAAUUUAAAUUUCCUAUAAUAUUAUGCAUUUCCAUGUUGGAAAAAGGUCUUUACAUUUUUUUUUCAAGUUAAUUUCCCGUCUCAGAAUAAUAACAUUUUACUAUAGGAAAGGGAAUUUUCUUUCAGACUUCUGAAACACCUGGUUAAGCGAUAUUCAACGAGGUAUCAAUAUAUGUGUGGAUGCUGUUAUUUUAUCUUUAAACAGAACUCAAGCCUGGCAAGGUCCGGCACAGGUAGUUCACGUUAAAUCAGGGAGCCGUUACGCCUUCCAUAUUUACAUUCGAUUGGUCGGUGACCUCCCAGGCACCGUGUACCAGUCAGCUGGAGUCACCAUCAACUUGAAACGAAAGGACAAUGGUCAGUCAAACUACCAAUUAUUUUUUUGUUUAAUUUGUUUUAGUCUUCUUUUUUUGUUUUUUUCGGGGGAGGGGGGGGGGUGUUGGGGUGAAAUGAAUUGAGGUCAAUAAUAGAUUGCUUGUUGCAGUCAGUGUGUUCAAUUUUAAAGCCGUGUGCUCGUAAUGGUAUGUGAAGCGAUGUGUUGGGGUGAAACGAAUUGAGGUCAAUAAUAGAUUGCUUGUUGCAGUCAGUGUGUUCAAUUUUAAAGCCGUGUGCUCGUAAUGGUAUGUGAAGCGAUGUUUUGGGGUGAAACGAAUUGAGGUCAAUAAUAGAUUGCUUGUUGCAGUCAGUGUGUUCAAUUUUAAAGCCGUGUGCUCGUAAUGGUAUGUGAAGCGAUGUUUUGGGGUGAAAUGAAUUGAGGUCAAUAAUAGAUUGCUUGUUGCAGUCAGUGUGUUCAAUUUUAAAGCCGUGUGCUCGUAAGGGUAUGUGAAGCGAUGUUUUGGGGUGAAAUGAAUUGAGGUCAAUAAUAGAUUGCUUGUUGCAGUCAGUGUGUUAAAUUUUAAAGCCGUGUUCUCGUUAUGGUAUGUGAAGCGAUGUUUAUUGUCAUGUUUGGGGUAAGGCGAUCUGAAGAUGUAUUUUGUGGAGACAUUAUCAGCAGCGAGGGAAACAAAAAGCCCCUUUUAUCGAUGAUGGUUUUAAUUAGUUUGUUUGUUUCGGAGUUGUUGUUGUUUUUUUUUAAAGUUUAUUUUCACAUAAAAUGAGAAAUGUUAUAUGUAUUGAAAAAGAUCGUAGUUUUAGUUUACUAAUUUCAAAGAUAAAAAAAAAAGGAAGAAAAAAAAAAAAGUUAUGUGCUGAUAAAAAAGUAGUUCUCAUCGGAAAAUGCCAUUCUAAUUUCCCCAAAACAGUAGCGGACGAAUACGUAUGUAUUAAAAAAGAUCGUAGUUUUAGUUUAUUAAUUUCAAAGAUAAAAAAAAAAGGAAGAAAAAAAAAAGUUAUGUGCUGAUAAAAAAGUAGUUCUCAUCGGAAAAUGCCAUUCUAAUUUCCCCAAAACAGGAGCGGACGAAUACGUCACUAUCACGCAUCAACAGUUCUUGACCGCUGCCGAUGGAUGGGUGCAGCUAGGAGCAGAUUUUUUUGUUCCGAACCGAGGUAAUCGUGUGAGUUUUGUGGUCUAAAGGAAUUAUUCAUUCCCUAUCUUGUGGUCAUCCUCCCUUCCCACCGCUCUUAUUAAGGCGCGUGGAUUAGUGGUAGAAAAAUGUUCUCCAACUACAAAUUUUGUACCACGCAAAGUCAUCUCCUAUGUAGCAAACAAUCUGGCUUCGUUUAAAUUAUUGUUAGUAGAUUUUUUUUAAAGGUUUUAUUAUUAUUAUUUAUUUUUUUGUGAUGAGAAAAAUUCUAAUCUCGUUUGACCACUCUCUUUUUUUUUUUUUUUGGUUGAAAAAUUAAAAAAAACAAUAACCUAUUUCCAAAGAAAAUUACAUUUUUCUAAUAUAACAAAAUCAGUAUUCCAUGUUCAUCUGUCCAAGAAUACACCCAUUUUUUUGAUGAGAAAAAUUCUAAUCUCGUUUGACCUCUCUCUUUUUUUUUUUUUUUGGUUGAAAAAUUAAAAAAAACAAUAACCUAUUUCCAAAGAAAAUUACAUUUUUCUAAUAUAACAAAAUCAGUAUUCCAUGUUCAUCUGUCCAAGAAUACACCCAGGCUAAGAUCUUCGUCGAAGGGCUGGACCCGCACGUCGACUUUUACGCGGAUGACGCGUCGCUGACGGAAAUAGCCGAAGACACGAAUUGGAAGGCGGAUGCCAACAGCAGGAUCGAAUCCCUCAGGAAGAGCAACAUUCACUUCAAGUGAGAGAAGUCUAUGAUAUCUAAUAGUGGGGACAAUGUACGCGGGGUUAUUUUAAAAACAUUCACUUCAAGUGAGACAAGUCUAUGAGAUCUAAUGGUGGGGAGGACAAUGUACACGGGGUUAUUUUAAAAACAUUCACUUCAAGUGAGACAAGUCUAUGUGAUCUAAUGGUGGGGAGGACAAUGUACACGGGGUUAUUUUAAAAAAAACAUUCACUUCAAGUGGGACAAGUCUAUAUUUCAUCUAAUCUGAGACAUAAUGUGUACCAGGUUAAUUUCAAAAUAUGCAGGAUUCAGAAAAUUAAAUAUAAACAACAACAUUUCAAAAUAAUUUUUUUAUCAAAUAAAAAUCUAAACUCAUCAAUAUUGCCUCACUCAAUCAAUUACGAAUUUCUAAAAUAAUAAUAAUAAUAAUAAUAAUAAAACUGGAAUCUUAACAAUUUUUGUAAAAACAAAAUUAACUUGGUCGACUUUAGACUCAAUAUUUUCUUCAAACAUUGAAAGAAGAAAUUCUUUCUUUGAAAAUAAAACCAGAUUCGAUUUCACAUCCACAGUUUCAACGUAGCUUCAAACUUCAACGUCAACGACCUAAGAGUGCAGGUACGUCAUGUUACAACAUCCGGAAAAGAUCAGGGAAUAUGUAUUUAUCAAACAAAAGUCAUUGUUUUACAUAUUUGUAACACAAAUUAGUGUAAUUUAAAUCUGAACGAAACAAAAAGGGGUUGGCGUGAGUGACUGAGUGAGGCGCUUCUCAUUCAUGUGACUCAAGAAUGUCUCGGAGAAACAAAAAUGGUUUACAAUUCCUACAUGGGCUAAUUCUCUCUGUUCAUUGAGAUGCUCAUGUGCCAAAAAAAAUAUUUUUUUUUGAAUGUAAUACAUUAUUUUCUGUUAUUUUAAGUUGUUGUGAAAUCAUGCUCAGCGAUGACGUCAAGUGUGAAAUAUUUGUUGACAAGGUGUUUAAAAAAAAUAUUAUUCUGCUGCUGCUGUGUCAGAGACCUACAUUUCAUUGUAUAGUAAUUUUACAUCUUCACAUUGCUUUAGCUGUAACUUCCGACCCCCAUCCUGGCUUCUGGUCCUAGGAGCUUUCCUCUUUGAAUGUGAUGUGAACUACACUCUCCACUGUUGAAUCUUGCGGUAAAAGUUGCAACACAUGAAUUUUCUUGUUUUACACUGGUCAGAUUGACCACACCAAACACCUGUUCGCCUUCGGCACACAAGCGACCGCAGACUACAUCGUGAACCCCGACUACCGUCAGUUUCAGAACAUCCUGUACCACAUGUUUAACUGGGUCACCAUCCAGGAAUACAAGUGGACGUUCAACAGGGGAACCCGAGUGAGUCUUAGCCGAUAUGUAAACUAUAAAAAAUAUAGUAAAAUUUUAUCAUCUUAAUUUACAUUUAAAAAAAGAUAAUUCCUUUAAAAAAUUGACGCUUGAAAUGCUAUCUUGUUCUCAUUCUCCUGUUAAAAAACGUGUAUGUUAUUCAUAGGAGCAUCCAGAUUAUUCAGUCGCAGUGGCGGCAACAGAUGAACUUAGGAAACAUGGGUAGGAAAUGUUGCACUAUAUUUGAAUACAUAUUUAGGAAAUGUUGCGGUAUAUUAGAAGACAUAUUUAGGAAAAAUUGCGGUAUAAUAGAAGACAUAUUUAUGAAAUGUUGCACUAUAUUAGAAGACAUAUUUAGGAAAUGUUGCACUAUAUUUGAAGACAUAUUUAGGAAAUGUUGCAGUAUAUUAGAAGACAUAUUUAGGAAAUGUUGCAGUAUAUUAGAAGAUUAGAAGACAUAUUUAGGAAAUGUUGCAGUAUAUUAGAAGACAUUUUUAGGAAAUGUUGCAGUAUAUUAGAAGACAUAUUUAGGAAAUGUUGCACUAUAUUUGAAGACAUAUUUAGGAAAUGUUGCAGUGUAUUAGAAGACAUGUUUAGGAAAUGUUGCACUAUAUUUGAAGACAUAUUUAGGAAAUGUUGCAGUAUAUUAGAAGACAUAUUUAGGAAAUGUUGCAGUAUAUUAGAAGACAUAUUUAGGAAAUGUUGCACUAUAUUAGAAGACAUAUUUAGGAAAUGUUGCAGUAUAUUAGAAGACAUAUUUAGGAAAUGUUGCACUAUAUUUGAAGACAUAUUUAGGAAAUGUUGCGGUAUAUUAGAAGACAUGUUUAGGAAAUAUUGCACUAUAUUUGAAGACAUAUUUAGGAAAUGUUGCGGUAUAUUAGAAGACAUAUUUAGGAAAUGUUGCACUAUAUUUGAAGACAUAUUUAGGAAAUGUUGCACAAUAUUUGAAGACAUAUUUAGGAAAUGUUGCACUAUAUUUGAAGACAUAUUUAGGAAAUGUUGCAGUAUAUUAGAAGACAUAUUUAGGAAAUGUUGCGGUAUAUUAGAAGACAUAUUUAGGAAAUGUUGCAGUAUAUUAGAAGACAUAUUUAGGAAAUGUUGCAGUAUAUUAGAAGACGUGAUUAGGAAAUGUUGCACUAUAUUUGAAGACAUAUUUAGGAAAUGUUGCAGUAUAAUAGAAGACAUAUUUAGGAAAUGUUGCACUAUAUUUGAAGACAUAUUUAGGAAAUGUUGCAGUAUAUUAGAAGACAUAUUUAGGAAAUGUUGCAGUAUAUUAGAAGACAUAUUUAGGAAAUGUUGCACUAUAUUAGAAGACAUAUUUAGGAAAUGUUGCAGUAUAUUAGAAGACAUAUUUAGGAAAUGUUGCACUAUAUUUGAAGACAUAUUUAGGAAAUGUUGCGGUAUAUUAGAAGACAUAUUUAGGAAAUAUUGCACUAUAUUUGAAGACAUAUUUAGGAAAUGUUGCACUAUAUUUGAAGACAUAUUUAGGAAAUUUUGCACUAUAUUUGAAGACAUAUUUAGGAAAGGUUGCACUAUAUUUGAAGACAUAUUUAGGAAAUGUUGCACUAUUUUUGAAGACAUAUUUAGGAAAUGUUGCAGUAUAUUAGAAGACAUAUUUAGGAAAUGUUGCACUAUAUUUGAAGACAUAUUUAGGAAAUGUUGCAGUAUAUUAGAAGACAUAUUUAGGAAAUGUUGCAGUAUAUUAGAAGACAUAUUUAGGAAAUGUUGCACUAUAUUUGAAGACAUAUUUAGGAAAUUUUGCAGUAUAUUAGAAGACGUGAUUAGGAAAUCACGGAUAUAAUCACGGGGGAUUAGUAAAUAUGGGUAUAAAAUGCAGCAGUGUAUUCAGUAAAUAUUUCUUUUAAAAUUAAUAGCAAGAAAGCCCCUUUAAAUUACUUGAUUUAAUUUAGUUUUAAAUGCCACGUCAACGAAGUUUUAUCUUCUAACAUCCAUGGCCCAGAUUACAUGUACGCGGUCACUGUAUGUUCUGGGCAGUACCCGGAAACCAGCCAAGCUAUGCAACAUCACUGACUGGUCAAGCCAUGAAAGAUACAGUUGAGCUACACAUUAAACAUAUGACGGAAAUCACUAAGGGAAAGUAAGUCUGUGAUAAUUUUUUUUGUUAACGUUGUUAAAAAGAAAAAUUGGAAUUUAUAAAAGAAAUAAUUAAAAACUUGUAUAUGGAAAUUAUUGCGUACACAGUAUCGGACUUCAAACAUUUAUUCCUCAUAUCAGUUAUUGUGUUAAAAAUAAUAAUUUAAAAACAAACACAAAUAAUAAUUAAAUAAUAAUUGUAAAAAAAUUUUUUUUAAAAAAGCUAAAAUUAUAACGAUAAUAGAUUUUAUUUCUUGAAAAAGUUCCUUUACUUAAAUAGUAAUCAUGGUUACAAUGUGGUCGUUUCUCUUGUCAGACUGUAGAAUGGUGUGAAUGUUUUGCAGCAAACAAUUCCUUUAUAUUUUACUUCUACUACCUUUAAAGCAAAAAAACAAAAAAAACAAAAAACAAUAAAUUAAAAUUCUUCCUUUGCGUAGAAAUCUAAAACAAAAAUUUGACAAAUAAUUAAUAUAAUGCAAAAUCUGUCACACGUUGUCAAAUUUUUAGUUUUUUUUUAGGUUUCCAUCAUUUUUGUAUGCUUCAUUUCUUUUUAUAACAUAAAAUCUACACACACACACACACACACACAAAAUACAACUUGUCAACAACAACUUUUACUUACUCUGUCUCUCUCGCACUAACUUACUCACUCGCUCUCCCUCCCCAUCACCCCCUCCUCCCGCCAGACUGUCGCAUUGGGAUGUCGACAACGAGCUUCUCCACGGCCAUUUCUUUGAGUCCAAGACUGGCGAUAAGAACUAUACGUACCACAUGUUCCAGGCCGUGCACGCAGCUGACCCCACGCCGAGCCUUUUCCUCAACGACUACAGCGUGUUGGUCAACGGGAAUUCCACUUUGGUACUUUUACCAAAUCAUGGCAUGGCCAUGUUCUAAACCAUGGGUCUCAAACUUAAAUUAGCUGGGGGGCUGCUGGAGGUAGAGUCUGAGUGAAACUGGGCCGCAUUAAGUAAUCCACACAAAAAAGUGAAUACAAAUUCAAGUACAGCUGUUACAAUCUGCUCAAACUUUAUUCAUCACAAAUAAAACAGUAAGGGUUCUCAAGAACAAGGCUUCACUAACUUUCUUCUUCUACUUUUUGCCGGAGACCUGGCAGCGCUUCUUCUUACAAAGCUGAGCAUCAUGUGGCUUAAGGGAGGAAGCAACUGAAACCCUCGGUAUAGCUUGAAGAUGGUCAUCAGUAAGUUUCGCCCUAGUUCAUAGUGAGAAGAGCUUUUCACACAGAUACGUACUCCCAAAAAGGCACAUGAUCUGCUUGAACAACAUGAAUAUCUUAGGGAAGUUGGAGUGCAAUUCUCUCAUAAAUUGUCCAAGCUUGACUGUUUUUCUAUUCACCUCCAUGAACUUAGCCUUGAGUUCCGAAUGGUACUCAAGUUCAAUCAGCUCCAUUUGAAGCGCAAAAAAAGUGUGGGGGGGGGGGGGGGGGGCAGUCCUGCAUUGAGGAGAAAGGGUCAGCAAAAAUUUGAAAAUUGGCUCUGUGUGAUUUGAAGUCUGUAAACCUGUGAUCAAAUUCUCCGGUAGCUUUUCAAUGGCAUCAUUAUACUUACUACUAGUAUUUUACCCGAGUCCAUGAGUAUUUUGCAUGUUGGAAAAUGGCAGAGGUUUCUCCAGAAAACUUGGCAUUCCAUAGCACAAGUUUUGUGCGGAACUCCCUUAGUAAUGUCAACAAGAAAAACAAAGUCCAUAAACCAUUUGGGAUCACUUACUACAGGAACACUCACCCUAUCCUACUCCAUGAAGGCUUUUAUUUCUUCUCUCAACUCAAACAAUCUUUUCAAGACGUUUCCCCUACUAAGCUAGCGUACCUCGGUGAAGUAGAUAACAUCCUCAUAUGCCUCUAAAAGGGCACGGAACUGACGGUGCUUCAAGCCCCUGGAUCUGAUAUGGUUGAUGGAUUUCACAACGUCAGACAUCAAAUUGUCAAACUUCAGGCAUUUGCUGCAAAAGACCUGCUGAUGGAUAAUGUAUUGUAGUGCAAGGGCCUCUUCCACACCCUCCUCUUCCCGUUUUCUUUAAAUAUGUGUCACGAGUUCAUUUUACUUUCCCUGUCAUUGAUGGCGCUCCGUCGGUUGUUUUCCUGCAUAAUUUUUCCACUGUGAAACGGCAUCCACAAGGGCAUCACACAGCUGGCGCAAUUUCUCCCAAACAGUGGUCUGACCAUUCAUUGGAAUCCCUUUGAGCAACUCCUGCAUCACUUCAAAAUUAGCAUCGACACCACGGACAUAUAUUGCGAGCUGUGCAGUGUCAAUAACAUCUGAACUCUCAUCAAGAGCGACUGAGUAUACAUGGAAAUGUUUACCGUUCUCGCACAGUUGAUCAUAAAUGUCAACUGACAGCUCAGAAAAGCGCUCUGCCACUGUGUUGGCAGAAAGGCUGAUGUUGCUAAACUGACCCUAACUUUCCGGACAAACUAAACUUGAAGCUUGUAACAUGCAAUUAUUGAUGAAUUCGCCUUCUUUGAAUGACUUUCCUGCCUUAGCAAUCAUCUCACUCCCCACGUAACUAGCUUCAACUGCUGCAUCACUUUCUUUGUUUGCGAUCUUGAAAAAAUCCUGCUGCCUCAGUCGACAUGUUUUAAGUUUAGCAACCCGGGCCUCUCUCUCAUCUCCCUGGAAAUUGUUUGCGCUUAUCGCCAACGUUUCUAAUCACAGCAGGUUUUGAGGAAGACAUGACUGGUGUCUGGUGACACAAAUAUUUAUUUGCCCUGUUUGAUAAAUUAUAUUUUCCUUCCUCUCGGUAACACUCCCAAAUCAUUUUUCACGAUACUAAGCUGACAGGUUCGGAAUUUCCGUCACUCGUCACUGGUACACAUUAGCGGCAAUUUUAAUAGGUAUUGUUUGAUACUGUGUCAGAUUGCUACGAUUUACACAGUUCGAAGCGUGUUUUCUCAAAACCGCACUUAGGCCAUAUUUGUCUCAUCAUAUGCUAUCAAAUAAAACCUUUAAGUCCAAUUUUAAAAGUUUUUUACCAUUAUGAUCAACGUCAAAACCUAUAUGUAUUUAUAUAAAUAUAAUAAAAAUCAGAAUCAGACUAGUCGGUGAGAUUCGACUGAAAUCGUCGCGGAGGGUCACAUUUUUAUAGAUAUGAGAAUGUUGACAACGCCCGGGUCGCAUUAAUACUAAACUUUGCUGUCAGGUAAAUGGCCCGCGGGCCGCUAGUUUGAGACCGCUGUUCUAAACUGAUCUUUCUUGCUUACACUGUUAACACACGUGCGUCAUACGCGCAGCUUAUAGGAAUAGCUAAGAUAAGUAAACUGGUAUAAAAAAAAAGAUAGGUCAUUGAGUUUAUCAAGUAAGUCAGAAUAUAUACACUACUGUCUCGAUUAGUGCUGUGCGUUAAAAUGGUGCAUUUGGGUAAAGGUGCGUAAGGGCAAGGCGCACUGAUUUUGAAAAGACCUAAGAUGGCGAAUCUUGUGGUGAUGGUGAUUAUUGUGGUGAUGAUAUUGUAUGAGGGUGACUGUUUCAGGGGCGGGGGGUGGCAUGGAUCAUACAUCCUUUGGUACGGCUCACACACCUAUUGGCACAGAUCACACACCCAUUAGCACGGUUCUCAUACCAAAUGGCACGGGUCACACAUCUAUUGGCACGAGUCACACACCCUUUGGCACGGGUCACACGUUCAUUGGCACGGGUCACACACCAAUUAGCACGGGUCACAAACCCAUUUGCACAUCCCACACAGCUAUUGGCACGGGUCACAUACAUGUUGGCAUUGGUCACGCAACGAUGGUCACACACCUAUUGGCAUGGGUCACACACCUAUUGGCAUGGGUCACACACCUAUUGGCAUGGGUCACACACCUAUUCGCAUGGGUCACACACCUAUUGGCACGAGACUUGAGAACGGACAUUAACAUGAACAUCGUUAAAGUUUGGGCUCAAAGCCUUAAGACACCAAAUAAGUAGGUCCAUUCAACUGAUCAAAUACAUUGAUCAAAGUCAUAUACUGAAAGAGCAAUCAGAGCUGUCAGAGUAGUCAAGGCUUUCCAAGCAGUCAGGGUAGUGAGUGCGUUUGGAGCACUCAUGGUUGUCAGAGCAAUCAGAGUCUUGAGAGCAGUCAGGGUGGCUUUUUUGCUACCGACGAAGUCGACGCGACGUCACGAUCACCCCCUUUCAAUUACCAAGGACGCCCCAUUGUCGUCAUUACAAAGAGGCAAAGAACUAUUCUGAAAUACCAAGGAUUCACGUCGGCACCAUAUUUCAAUGCUAUAUAUUUCCUUAUUCGUUAAUCUAUAGAGAAGUCAAUAAGCGAAUCGGAUCGAGGAUGAAAUAAUACCGAAAGUUUCAUCUUUAAAUUUUUUAAUUCCCGAGUCAUCAAAAGUCGAUGCCAAAACAAGGGGUAGUGAAAGAGGUAGUAAGUAAGAUAAGUCAGAGCUAACGAUUUUCUUUUGGAGCAGCUGUUCGUGACUUUAUUUUCCCUCUCUAAACACAUUUGAUGUCUCCCUUAUUUAAAACUGUUCUUUCUCACAGGCUUACUUGAACCAGAUCAAACAAUUUAAGGCGGCCAAUGUCGGUCUCGGGGGUGUUGGCGUUCAGAGUCAUUUCCAUCGCUACGAAGCCCCUGACCCAACUCUCUUGAAGGUAAAUUAUUCCGGCGUUGUAUUCCUGUUAUGUCUUUGACGUGAUAGACUUCACGGGCAUUACAGGAGGAAUGAGUGGAAAAAGGGGGGGGGGGGAAAUCCUUUGAUAUCCCAUUCUUUUGAAACCUAUUUUGUUUUGUUUCUUAAAAAAUAUUCACUAAGUUUGAAAAACAUUUGGUUGUCCUCAGUGUAGGUAUAUAGCUCCAAUUGUUUAAAAAAAAACUAGUUACUCUAGUAAGAGUUCUUGGAGGGAAAAGUUCACAAAUUAUUACUCGCUGCGACAAUUUUUUGUAAGGCUGCACCAUUUUAAAUAAAGAACAUGGUUAAGCUCAUUAACAAAAAUUCUAGCGUUAGUCAUUCCAAAAUUUGAACGAAUCUUGACCUUGGCAGAGGGACAUCACAUUCAGUUAUUACUCUGCAAACAUAUACAAGUUUCGUUUUCAUUCUUAACGCACAUUGACACAAACUUGGGUUACUUGCAGAAGAAUAUAUAAAGAAACUUUAGCAUUUACUAAAAAAAAAGUAAAGUUAAAUCGCAAGCAUUUAUUUUGAUUUAUCCAAAGCACCGAUUGGACCUUCUGGCACAACCAGGCUUACCUAUAUGGGUAACGGAACUCGAUCUGGCAGCCCCUGAUGAGAACACGCGCGCUGAUUGGUCAGUAAGACUUCUUCUAAAUAAUUUUUCAAUCCUUCGUGGCAUAGGGCUAGAGCCCAAACUUAUAAUGGAGGAUUGACCCUAAGCAAUGGUGGCACGAUUCAUUACUCAAAAUAAUGUGCAUACAGUGCUUUUCCGAUGAAAAAAAUGAUAAUAUAAAUUGUUUAAACUUAUUUGUAGCACGGUUUCCUGGAGUAUUUUCAUCAUUUGUACUGAGCUCUUCUACUAUUGAAUAAAAUGACCUUAUUGUUUUGUUUUUUUUUAUAUUUAUUUUUUUUAUAUUUAUUUUUUAUAUAUUUAUGUAUUUCUUUAUAUUUUGAUAGAUUUAAUUUUGUAAAAUUAUUUUUUUUACUAGAAUUAAUCUGUUGUUAUCAAGAUAAUAAUGGCGUAAAUUUCUACCUGCUAUUGCAAACACUCAACGCAAUUUCGAACUUUCAAAAGAAGUUUCUAUGUAAUGCUAUUUACGUUUCUAGCAACCUUACGUUUGAAUAAAUAUUUAGUUUCUAUAUGUUAUACGCCUACCCUACUCCCUUUCACGCUCCUAAACUACAUUUUGUUAUAUAAACAUAGCCUUAAAUUACCCAAUCUAAAUUAUCACUAAUUAUAUCACUUUUGACACUAAAGAUAAUAGUUGAGGGAAGAUUUCUACGCUAGAGGAAUUCUUUAGAUUUACCCCUUUUCGUGCUCUUCAUUUACAACUUUUUUCUCUAAAAAUUGUUUAAAAAAUUAAUAAGAUGAUAGAAAUAUAUUUUUUUAAAAAGUAGUUUGAUAUAUUGAUUUCUUCAUCAAAAAUUCAAACUCACUUUUGCUCUAAUUAUACAUUAUCAGAAAAUAGUAAAACAAAGAAUUCUUUCUUCUAAAGAAUAUUCUUGCAAAUGUUUUUCACGUUUAUAACAGACUUCAGUGUCUUUUAAAAAAUAUUUAAAUUGUUAAUCUUAUAAAACUACACACCCACUUUACUUGUCGCAAAGUAAAAUUAAAAAUAUUUUUUUCAUUUUUUUUAAAGAAUAUAUUAACCAAUCUCCAUUUUUCAAAAUUAAAUUUUCAACUAUGUGAAAUCAUUGAGUUUUGAGAUUCAUGGGUAUACUUAUACAAAUGCACCCAUGUUUUGUUAACGCCGUUGAUUUUCUUAAUUGGCAAACAUAUGUUUAUCUAUAAAAAGAGAAUGUAACAUCUCUUUUUUCACAAAUGUAAUACCAUAGGAUUUAAAUAUAUGGUCAUCCACGUAAAAAUGGUCACAACCUAAUUUCCUAUCUCCGACAUAUAUGUACUCCAGAAGGUUAAUUAUUUAACGAAUUCAUUUCUUCAUUUUGAAACAAUCUUGUGCUGGCUUGGUCAAAAUGAACAUACCCAUAUUUGUAAAACAAGAAUAUCACGUCUCUUUUUCACACCUGUAAUAGCAUAGGAUUUAAUAUUGUCAUCCACGUAAAAUUGUGCACAUCCUAUUUCCUACCACCGAAAUAUAUGUACCCAAGAAGUUUAAUGAUUUAUCAAAUUCAUUCCUUUAUUUUGAUUGAUUGAUUGAUUUGAUAUUUAUUUCGCGCCGGUAUCCAUGCUAUUUUAGCAUGGCUCACUGCGCUCUGGUCCUCCGAAAUCUAUUUAAACAAAACAUUUUUAAAUUGUUUCUUAAAUGAUUUUUUUUAUCAUUUACCAUUCCCCUCAAAGAUUGAGGCAUACUGUUCCAUAAUUUUGGCGCUAUUGCUUCAAAGAGCGCACUCUGUACGACUUUUUUUAAAGACGUAUCUUGUGCUGCCUGAGGCAAAAUGACUAUCCCAACCCAGAUCUAAAUAAAAUUAAUAAAAUCUUUCACCGGAUUGUUGCCCCUAGUCCCUUCCAUACCUAAACUAUUAUAUGUUGCACUUCAUAUGGUUUGUUCUUAUUUGGAUGAGUUAUAUGUGGAUUAGUGAGUGCUAUUUGGCUAUAGCGUUUCGCUGCACCGUUUGACUUAAACGGCAUUUUCUUAUUAGAACUACAGAUAAAGGCCACGUCUUUAUUGCCUUAUACAUUAAAUAAAAGGUAUAUUUUUUUAAAUGUAAAAGUUAAAAACCUAUUAAAUGUUAGAAAUACAUAGCUAAAAUUUUGUGUGCUUUUUAUUAAAAAUUUAAAGAGCAAUCAAAUGUAUUUAUUAAUUUUAUUUUUAAGAAGGGGGGGAAAUACAUUAUCAGUUUAAAACGCGCGGUUAUUAAAUCAAAGAAACUUAAAAGUUUGGCGAACAUAGGCGAUUCGCGCUAUGACGUCAUUUACGUGUUUAUUCAGAAAAAAAUUAGUUUUAACUUUAUUUUGCAAUAUUAACAACGCACUAAAAACACACUAAUAAACAACCAAUGCUUGUGUUUUCCCGAUCAAUGUUUUUACGAUGUAAUUUUUAGAUCAUAAUUUUUGUAUGAAAUUUUAUUUUUCAUAACUUUUAAAUUUGGAUAAAAUGCACAAAAUAGUUCCUUAGUUGAUACUUUAAAUGUAUUUGUAAUUUAUAAUAAUAAUACUUAAACUUUAUUAAAAUAAAAGCGUAUUUAUUUUAUUUUUUGGCGCAUAUAAAUUUAUUCGAUUUCCGUAAAAUAAUAGAAAAUAACUAUAAUCGUUUUUAAGAUUUUGAACGUAUUGAAAUCUUUGCGGUUCUUUUGCGUUAGUCAGCUUCGCUCAUUCUUAUAUAUAUAUAUUUUUUUUUUUAUUUUUUUUUAUAUCUUUGUUUUUUUUAUAAUCUAUAUUUAUUUUUUAUAUUUAUUUAUUUUUUUAUAAAUUUUUUUAAAAAAAAAAAUAUAUUUAAAUAUAUAUGAUUAUUUUUUUUAACUAUAAUCGUUUUUAAGAUUUUGAACUUAUUGAAAUCUUUGCGGUUCUUUUGCGUUAGUCAGCUUCGCUCAUUCUUAUAUAUAUAUAUUUUUUUUUUAUUUUUUUUUAUAUCUUUGUUUUUUUUAUAAUCUAUAUUUAUUUUUUAUAUUUAUUUAUUUUUUUAUAAAUUUUUUUAAAAAAAAAAAUAUAUUUACAUAUAUAUGAUUAUUUUUUUGGUGGGUGAAGGAUCAAAAUACUAAGUUGCUUUAGAAUGAAUUUAUUUUUUUUUAAUUUAAAAAUUAAACAUUCCUUUGUUGCAAUGAAUUGUUAAGUUGUGUAUAAACAGUAUCCUAUAUCUCGUUUUAAACAUUAUAGACGACGAUUCUAAGCCAUUUUGCAGCGUCAACCCGCACCCCAACCCCCAGCCCCCUAGAUUUUAACAAAUUCCCGCAUUCCAUGUCGAUUUUAAAAUCUCUUUCCCACAACCUCCCCAACCAGUUCUGAAGAUAAAAAAUAAAGUUCUUAUAAUAUGCAAACAAUCCAGACUAGGUCUGUCCUGUGGGAUCCGGAACCGCUGAUUAAGAGCCCAUAUUAUAGAAAAAUAUAGACAAAUAGAGCGUGCUCUGUGAAAACUGCAAUUCUAUAUUUUACCCAUGUAUCCAAGCCCUAGAUACGAAUAACGUAGCUCUUUAAAUAUACCCUUUUUGACAUGUAUCGUCCUUCGCAUGCGAAGAUGACCAAGGUUACGACUUGAGUAGUAGCCAUGACUUGAGCUGUAUUUUGUUAAAAAUGAUGAAGUGUUUCUCGAUUCGUCAGCCUCUCUAUCUCGUCCUUCCCUAUUUAAUCAAAUGGCAUGAAUUUAUCCAGAUGGCUGGAAAAAAUACCAGGUUACAGUAAAUGACCACAUGUGGGUUUUUUUUUUUUGCUUUAUUUUUUGGUGUAUCACAUUGUGUUCUUUAUGCGUUCCACGUUGAAGAAUUUUUCAUUUCGUCAAUGUCGUUGCAUACGGUGUUGUUUUUUCCCUUUCUAUUCCUUCUUUCGUUACAUGGCUUCACUCAGUUUAGACCGCUUGGCAUCCAUAUCAAGGCGAUAUUGAAUAAAACUGCAACCAAUGGAUCUUUUCAUAUCUGUCAUUGUAUUGAUUUUUUCCUCCCCAGGUAUGAGACAGCUCUGAGACUUUACUUCAGUCACCCGGCCGUUGAAGGGAUCAUUUUCUGGGGAUUCUGGGAUCACGACAUGGAUCCCAAGAGGGCCCUUGUUCACGGCUAUACUUUCACGGUGGGCUUAUUCAUAAAUGAUGUCAAAUGUAAAUCUUAAAAUAUUUUUAUAAAAAAAUGUUUGAAAUGCUUCUUUACAUUGAACGCAUCAUACUCUGCUCCAAACACAAAGCUCGAGUCAAGAUUUUGGGAUGUUCGGUACAUCAUACAUUUUCACCAAAAAAAAAAAAUUCACGAUCCAGGGAAAACGUGUUUGUCUCCAUUUAAUUACUUUUUCAGAAUAAAUUAGAUUGGAGACGGUCGGAACCAAUUAAAAAUGUCCCUUUACCUCGCCAGAAUUAGCCACUAAAACAGUCCUUUACUUUUUUAACAAUUUACAUUGGGAGAGUUAAGUUGUUUUUUUUUAAAAAAAGAUUAUUUUAUGGAUCCAAAUAAAUGGAAGUGCUAGAUUGUACACAUUUAUUUUUCCAGCACUUUGAUAAAUACUCUUACCAAGAUUUUAAAAAAAAAAUUAUAUUUCAACAUAAUAUUUAAAUACAGCACAUCUAAAGAAACUCAAACGCACCACUCAGCCGUCAUACGCUAUAAAACUCAGCCGUCAUACGCUAUAAAACUCAGCCGUCAUACGCUAUAAAACUCAGCCGUCAUACGCUAUAAAACUCAGCCGUCAUACGCUAUAAAACUCAGCCGUCAUACGCUAUAAAACUUAAAUCCUUUAGUGACAAUAUUGACUUUCAGAAUGAUUAUUUAGACGUAAUAAGAGCAGGGGGGAGCACGCUGGUAAAUUCUGAUAGGGGAAAUGAUAUUUUACAUAUGAUUCUGUCCUAUAUAUUGUUCGUCCGUCGAGGAUCGACGAGGACCAUCGAGUCGUCUGGUGACUGAUGACUUGCGCGGAUGACUUUGUUUAAAGUGAAGAAGAGUUGCGCGGCGUCUACCUCACUGUCUCGUCCGAGCCCACCAUAUCCAGUGGCAAGACUCUACGUCAAGACGACCAGGGAUGGGUUCGGUUGCAGGAAUUGUCAUUGUUUGCGCCUUACGGGACUCCAACUCCGGGUUUGAAUUCAGAGUUUCCUUCUCUUAGAUGAUUUGCUGACCAAGGUUAACGAGUCUCAUCCACCCGGGGUGAUGUUUUUACUUGACUGGCCUUUGGCUGGACUUGUACACCAGACCACCAACUUGAGGUUUGCUCAGUUUAGACCAUUUGGCCACCCAGUCACCCUGUCCUGUGAUUCUGUCCUAAGUUUGAAGGCAUGACUUCGCCUUGAAGGAGCUCAUCAUAGGAACUGUGAUGAAGUGGGUGGCAUACAUCGUCAGAGUUUUACAAAUUCAUAUUGCUUCAGAGAAUUAUUCUAGGGGGUUGGGGGUAGUUUUGUUUGAGCGAUAUCCAUUGCUUUCUUAGUAGCUUUUUUUAAAAAUUGGUGUAUGAUGAAGGAAGAUGAAUUCCCACACAACAGAUAAUGGUGAGGUCCUUUAGGCUUCCCAUUAUUGCGUUUCGAAUAUUUUAAUAAUUUACUUUAUAUACAUUUAAAAAUAAUUUUAAUACAGAUUGUAAUAGUUAUGAUAAAAUGAUAGAAAUAAUAAUAGAAAAUUAUUUUUUUUCUGAAAAACACUAGCCGCUUUUUGUUAAAAAGGUUUGUUGUAUGAAAAUGCUGUAAAAUUAUCCACAGCUGGACAAGGCCGGUUUGCGUUACCUCCAUCUGAUCAAAGAAGAGUGGAGCACACAUCUGAACAGAUCGCUGUCGUCGGGAACAUCUUUCACCGCCAGGGGUUUCCAGGGAGAUUACAACCUGGUCGUGUAUUACAAGAACAAACCCAUCAAGACACAGACUUUCUCUGUGGGGAAGACGGACGCCACGGUCAAUGUGCAGAUAUCUGGAGACGGAAGUGAGUAACUGAUGGCUUCUACUUUCAACAAUGGCAUUUAUAUAAUUACCAAUUUUAAAUUCAUAUAUUCUCGUAAGGGGAAUUUUUAAAAUAUAAAUUAAGGUUUGGAGGAUCCUGGAGAUUUUAAACAGAUUGAAUAAUGCAUUUAAUUCUCUGUUAGUCAAAAUGUGUAGUUACAAUACAAUACACUAUUUUCAUUUUUGGCUUUUCAUUCUGGUGGCGAUAAAUAAAUCAAGAGGCGUGUUUUGAAAAAAAGAAAAGAAAUAUAUUGUAAUAUAUUUUAUCUUUAUUCCUCUUUCAGAUGAGAUCCAACUCCCGGUCCAGCACAAUCCAUUCGCGAGUGUCGCCGUGACCCACUCCACCACCAGCGCCGGUCUGAGAAACGAAGGGACGGCCACAUCAACGUCCACCUCCCAUCAGCUGUCGUGCGUCACCAGGUGGUCAGGCGUGUCCGAGGUGGGAUACAACAAAAUAACCGAGGUGUCCUGUAACGCGAAUGAGAUUCUGACCGGCUGUACCAGCUACCUUAAGGUGAGGCCUGAAUGGUUGAUACUGACUUACUGAACCAGCUACCUUAAGGUGAGGCCUGAAUGGUUGAUACUGACUUACUGAACCAGCUACCUUAAGGUGAGGCCUGAAUGGUUGAUACUGACUUACUGAACCAGCUACCUUAAGGUGAGGCCUGAAUGGUUGAUACUGACUUACUGAACCAGCUACCUUAAGGUGAGGCCUGAAUGGUUGAUACUGACUUACUGAACCAGCUACCUUAAGGUGAGGCCUGAAUGGUUGAUACUGACUUACUGAACCAGCUACCUUAAGGUGAGGCCUGAAUGGUUGAUACUGACUUACUGUACCAGCUACCUUAAGGUGAGGCCUGAAUGGUUGAUACUGACUUACUGAACCAGCUACCUUAAGCUGAAGCCUGAAUGGUUGAGACUGAAUUACUUUAUCAGCUACCUUAAGCUGAAGCCUGAAUGGUUGAUACUGACUUACUGAACCAGCUACCUUAAGGUGAGGCCUGAAUGGUUGAUACUGACUUACUGAACCAGCUACCUUAAGGUGAGGCCUGAAUGGUUGAUACUGACUUACUGAACCAGCUACCUUAAGCUGAAGCCUGAAUGGUUGAGACUGAAUUACUUUAUCAGCUACCUUAAGGUAAGAAAUAAAUUGUUGAUUCUAACUUACUGUUCUGGCUACCUUAAGGUAAGGACUGAAUGGUUGAUACUAAAUUACUGUUAUGGCUUCUUUAAGGUAAGGGCUGAAUGGUUGAUACCAACUUACUGUACCAGCUACCAAAAUGUAAAUAAUUAGAAGUUUAUACUGACUUACUGUACCAUCUACCUUAAGGUCUAGGACUGAAUGGUUGAAACUGACUUACGGUGUCGGCUACCUUAAGGUAAUGAUGGCUGACUUGAGUUACUUUUCUGGUACCUUAAAGUAAUGAUACAGUGGUCGAUAUUUACUGUCCGAGUUUAAUCAUUUUAAAAUCUUUUAAAUUAAAUUUGUUUUUGUUUCUUAGUUUCUUUUUGGUUGGGUGGAAAAAUCUUCGGGCAGCUGAUUGACCAACUUCCCGUCAACCUAUCGAGCUAAAACUUUGCACAUAAAAAGUUACCGUUGGCCACAUACGCAUUUAAAUUUUCAUCCCCAACCCCCAAAAAUAAGUUUUCCCCGUUUUUCAAGUGAAAAAUGAAAGCGAUAUGAUGACACUGAUUUUAUGAAAUUAAUCUACGGAUAAAUGCGCGAAAUGGCAUUAAUGGUAUUGCAGGUAUGUUGGGUGCGUAAUAUUUUAUUUUUGUUCUGAAAUAGAUGGUGAUAUCAAUCUGCGAUAUAAAAGCAGGUGGGAAAUUUUAAGAUUAAUAUAAAAUAAACUUUAAAAAAAAAUAAUAUAUAAGAAUUGAAAAGAAGAAAGUUUGUUUUGGGGCUGGGUGUAAUUAAAAAUCAUUUUUAUUUUUUAAAUUAUGUUUAUAUUAUUAUUAUUUAUAUUAUUUUGGUUUACCGACAACAAUGUUUAAUAGAUUUAUGACCGUUGAUGUUCCUCAACAUGUUGACAAAAUUUUCAGCAGGUCUUGACCUCAAAUUAAAACUAAAAAAUCUAAGACCCAUUACCAAACUACCACAAUGGUAAAAAAGAACAAGGGACAUUUUUUGGUCAACGUCAUGCAUAGAUUUAGGAGGACAUAAUGAUUUGUUUAAUUGUGCAUGUUAGUUGUAGGGGGGUUCGGCACGGUGAAUCUCAAGUUGUUUAUCUACUUCUUUGCAUUUGUAUAUAUGUUUUUAUAAGUAAAGCGUGUUUUGAAAAAAAAAAACAUUUCUGUAGCGUAGACAAAUCAGUAAUUUCUUAGUCAUUAUUUGGAACCUAACGUGUGUUUUAUCCUAUGAAAUGUUGUCAAAAGUAAACUAGAAACUUUUAGCUAUAUCAUCAUUGUAUGAGAGAAAUACAAGCCUGUUCAAGAUGUGUGUUUUAGGGAUUAAAAAAAAAAUUGCAACCAGUACUCAGCAAUAUCCCAGAUGUAAUCAUUAGUAUGUGCUCAACUUCUAUGACAGAACAACGACUGGCACCGAGAUGGAGAACAGAUUAGGUUCAGCAACGGAGAAGCCACUUGUAGAGCUAUCAACGGCUACGCGACAACACUGGGUAAGGAAGACAACCCAGCCUUUAUGAACUAACAUUAUGAUUAUAAUACAUUUAAAUGAUAGUGUCACAACCAAAUCUUCCGAGAGGAGAUUUAAUUAUCGUCUUUUUAGUCGCACUUUGAACGAAGUGGCUAUUCGUACCCUGGUACCAGAAGUGAGAGUUUGGGAUUAAAAAAAAUAUUUAAAAUUUUAUUGUUGGGUUUGUAAGACACAAUGAGGUAUCAAAUGAAAGAUAAUUGAAUGGACUAUAUGUUUGUAAACAUAAUUCUUCAGUUUAACUAAAAUAAGAUGCCACAAAUGACAUCCGAAUACCAUUCAGUCAAAAUGGACCCAGACACGCAGCGCCACCUUUCGCACCCGGGUACCAUUAGAUUCGAGCUAUUCGGAUGUCAUUUGUGUUUUUUUUUUUUUAAAUUAUACAUUAUCAGAAAAUCGUCAAACAAAGAAUUCGUUUAUCUAAAGAAGGAUCUAGCAACCGUUUUCUCGUCUAUAACACAUUUCUUUGUCUUUUUUUAAAUUGUUAAUCUAAUAAAAUUACAAAUCCACUUUACUUUUUGCAAAGUAUAAACAAAAAUAUUAAUCAUUCUCCAUUUUUCAAAAAUUAAAUUUUCAACUGUGUCAAAUGAUAUGGUUUUGAUAGUCAUUGGUAUACUUAUAUAAACAUGACCCACAUUUUGUUAUGCCGUUGAUUUUCUUAAUUGGUAGACAUAUGUUUAUUGGUAAAAAGAGAAUGUAACCUAUCUUUUUUCACAAAUGUAAUACCGUAGGAUUUAAAUAUAUUGUCAUCCACGUAAAAAUGGUCAAAACCUAUUUCUUACCUCCGAUAUGUAUGUACCCAAGAAGGUUAAUUAUUUCUCAAAUUCAUUAAUAUAUUAAUAGUAGGUAUCUUGUGCUGCCUGGGACAAAAUGACCACCCCCCACGCACAGUAAACAAAAUUAAUAAAAACAGGCCCGUUCUUAAGCAUACGCUGACUACGCAUCCGCGUAGGGCCCCGAACGUGAGGGGGCCCCCAUGAGGCGCCCUCGAUCCCCUGGUUUUUUUUAAAACUGGCACUGCAGCCGUCUGUGUCACUCAAGUAACCUUCCUCAUCCUGAAAUUUAUCAUUCUGAGUUGAAUUCGGAGGCAGGGGAAGGUAAGCAGCAAGGGGGGGGGGAGCUUUGGGGGUGGCAGACAGGAAAUCGAGGGCUUUGUCGUGGGAAUGGGAAAGAGGAAACAUCGAUGAAGGCAGAAUGGAGGUGCCGCAGUGGUGGGUGGUGUGUUCUCCUCAGCUCGAAACUGGCACUGCAGCCGUCUGUGUCACUCAAGUAACCUUCCUCAUCCUGAAAUUUAUCAUUCUGAGUUGAAUUCGGAGGCAGGGGAAGGUAAGCAGCAAGGGGGGGGGGGAGCUUUGGGGGUGGCAGACAGGAAAUCGAGGGCUUUGUCGUGGGAAUGGGAAAGAGGAAACAUCGAUGAAGGCAGAAUGGAGGUGCCGCAGUGGUGGGUGGUGUUUUCUCCUCAGCUCGAGGGAGCUCAACCCCCGGACCACCCCCUUCCGGGGCCCCCAACCUAUGCUCAAUGCUCAGGGCCCCCAAACUCCUAAUAAUGGCUCUGAUAAAAAUCUUUAACCAUAUUUGUAGUCUUUCAAUACCCAAACUGACAUAUGUUGCGCUUCAUAUGAUUUGUUUCUAUUUGCAUGUGUUAUAAGUGGAUUAGUGAAAGUUAUUUGGCUAUGGAGUUUCGCUGCACUGAUUGACUUAAACGUCAUUUUCGUAUUAGAAGUAUAUUUAGAGGCAGGGUUUUUAUUACGUUAUAAAUUUAAUAAAGGUAUAUUUUUUUUUUGAAUUAAAAAAAGUAAAAGCUUAAUAAAUGUAAGAAAUAAAAAGCUAAACUUUUUUUUUUUUGCGUUUUAUUAACAAUUUAAAGAGCAAUCGAUUAUAUUGAUUAAUUUUACUUUUAAGAAAGGGGGAAAUAUAUUAUCAGUCUUGUAACAAGCGGUUAUCAAAUAAAAUAAAAAAAACUUAAGAGUUUAGGCUAACAUAGGCCAUUCAAGCUUUAACUUCAUUUGCGUUUUUAUUUUGGACAAAUUAUUUUUAAUUUUAUUUCGCUAUCUUAGCAACGCACUAUAAAAAAAAAACACUAAAAAACUGAUAUUUGUGUUUUUCCGAUACAUGUGAUUACGGUGUAAUACUUUGAGCAUCAUUUUUUUUUUAAUUUAUAACUUUCAAAUGCAUAUUAAAUGCUUAAGAUAGUUCAUUAGUUGUUACUUUUAAUGUAUUUGUAAUUAAUAAUAAUAAUACUUAAAAUUUAACUAAAAUUAAAGGGGAUAAAUACUAUUUUUUGCUAAUUUAAAUUUAUUUGAUUUCCGUUAAAUAAUAGAACAUAACUAUAAUCUUUUUUUAUGAAUCCGAACGUAUUUAAAUCUUUUCGGUUCUUUGGCGUUACGGCCAGCUUAGCUCAUUCUUAUAUAUAUUAUGUCUGUAUUUUAUAAAUGCUUUCCACUUAAACUAACACGCAUCAUCGUAGCGUUAUGCUUUGUUACACUUGAGCGUCCAUUAACGCUAUGCUUUUUUACACUUGAGCGUCCAUUAACGCUAUGCUUUUUUACACUUGAGCAUCCAUUAACGCUAUGCUUUUUUACACUUGAGCGUCCAUUAACGCUAUGCUUUUUUACACUUGAGCAUCCAUUAACGCUAUGCUUUUUUACACUUGAGCGUCCAUUAACGCAAUGCUUUUUUACACUUGAGAGUCCAUUAACGCUAUGCUUUGUUACACUUGAGCGUCCAAAAAUGUUAUGCUUUGUUACACAUGAGUGCCCAUUAAACGCUAUGCUUUAUUACACUUUAGUGCCAAUAAAACGCUAUGCUUUAUUACACUUUAGUGCCAAUAAAACGCUAUGCUUUGUUACAAUUGAGUGCCAAUUAAACGCUAUGCUUUGUUACAAUUAAGUGCCAAUUAAACGCUAUGCUUUGUUACACUUUAGUGACCAUUAAACGCUAUGCUUUGUUACACUUUAGUGACCAUUAAACGCUAUGCUGUGCCGUGAGAAAGCCGCUCCUAGGUGACUGUUUCGUUCCAGCUUUCGUCUCGACCAAAAGACUCCCUGGGUGGUGGGGGGUGGUAACGCAACAUCUUCCCCCGAAGUGUACGCAAACCCGCCCAGACCCACGGGAGAGUGGACGGCGAACGCUUUAAACGCAGCGUUUUCGGUCGACUGGACGUUCCCCAGGCUGGGGGGCGGGGGUUCCCGGCGUGUUUCUGCACGGUCUGACGGUGAGGAGACCCGGCGUCCAGCUCGUGUGGUGGUGUCCCGGGGUGGGUAUUAAGAGCUUGCGCUCGACGACCCACCGAGGACAUUUCCCUAUGUGACGUAAAAGUGAAGAUUAACCGUGUUUAUCGCUCCUCCAGGUAUCCAGGCCAGCGCCAGGUGUUGCAGUCUAAGUGGCCUUACGUGUACAUACAAGACGGCCGGACCAUCAGGGAGUGGGGUAGAUGACCAGGUCGUUAUCCCGUGUGGUGCUGAUGGUUACCCUCUAGGUCAGUGGAUCCCACGCUUUUCAUAAUCUCGGUGUCGUUUGUGAAUCCAGAGUUCUCCAAAAACUUGACCAAUAAUAAAUUCUAUUUUUAAAAAUUUGCCGAAUAGAGCAUAAUUUUUGUUUCUUUCCGAUCGCGUAAUUUUUUUUCUUUAGCAGUUUUUUAAAUGCGUUAAUUUCCUGUGUGUAAUUGAUGCGUUUGCUUCCAUUGCUUACCUAGGAUGUGCCACAUUAAGCUACUUGUCAGACUCAGAUGGUACUCUCAUGACAAACACAUCCUGCAUUGGUCAAAAUGACGGUGUGGCUGCUGGUAAGAUGUCUGAUAGUUUCAUUAUCUUUUAAUGUUGAAAACUUGGACCCGGAAAGCAAUUUUUUCUUUCGUGUAAAGCUAACAAAUAUCAAAGAGUAAGCGUAAAUUGUUAACCCCAAGUGAAGCGCGGCCGUUAAAAACUUUAUUUCGAAGCCUUCCUGUCUUUUGCAAUCUUCUUUAACUCUUUCGUCGCUUUUCUAUCAAUAUACCAUCUUUUUCGACCACCUUUCGCUGGCUGUUUUGGUUUUUUCCCGGUUCUUAAACCUCGAGGGUACCAUACCAGUGCUCUUCCGUGGUUAUUUUUGGCAUCUUUUUUUCUUUAAACGUAUGUCUAUAUCCGAUACUAUUAAUCUCAGCAAGGGUGGGAGGGGGCUAUCUAAAUAAUGUAAGAAUCGCAGCCAUGCCAGAUUUCUACAACUAUUAUCUGAUGUAAUCCAGAAACGGCAGGAAAUUAUAUUUAGGUCAGACUUACAGACGCCUGUACAUAUAACGUACAUUGUCUUCAAACCAUCCUUUUAAAAAAAGGUUAUAUGCGAGACACCGUGGAAAAAGUAUUCAAUGUUAUAAAGCAUUCAAAAAUAUAAAGCAUUCAAAUUAAUAAAACUUUUAGUGUUAUAAUGCAUUACAUGUUAUAAAGUAUUCAGUGUCAUAAAGCAUUCAAUGUUAUAAAGCAUUCAAAUUUUAUGACGCACUUAAUGUUUUAAAGCCUUCAAUGUUAUAAAGCCUUCAAUGUUGUACUCAGUAUUCAAUUUUAUAAGGCAUUCAAUGUUAUAAAGCAUUCAGUGUUCUAAAGCGAUAAUUGCUCUAAAGCAUGCAUUCUCUGUUCCAACAUGCACAAUGUACACUUAGUCGUGUGUCGUUAAUGUUCCAUUUCCAGGUGUGGUCUCAUACGCCGCCUGCUGUAAAGGUGGAAACAUCAAAUGCACCAGCGCCCACUCAGCACCCGGUGGUCAUCAGGUGGGCGCCAGAUCCACUGUCCAGUGUCCGGCUGGUCAGGUCAUGACGGGAUGCAAUGUGUACACACCCAACGCUAAAGCUGCCGGGGCCUUCAUUGAGAGUAAGCCUAUCUAACUUCUGCAGUGCUGUGUUAAAUUGUUUGGUCUGAAUGUCAUGGAUAGGGUUGUGUAAAUUAAGUGUUUUACUGAAUGUGUUUAAUCCUCACUAACAACAGGUAAAACGGACAACAGGUUACGCUAUCAGCAUAACAGUUACGAACAAUGAUAAUAGUUGAGGAUUUAUGCUAUCGGCUCACACACUUACGACCUAAGGGUUUAUUCUUUCUGAUGAUAUUUAAUUCUUUAACUUCGGAACAGUGGCGUUGCUAGGAUUAUUGUCGCCAGUUGCCAGGGGUGGGACGGGAUUUUUGUCGCCCACUUUCACGAGCAAAAAAAACAACAACAAAAAACUCUGCAGUUGUCCCGAAAUGGCGCCUAUCCAAAUAAAGAAAAAGAGGCCCUCCCGGGUUGGACCUCUACCUAGCUUCAUACGCCUCUGCCUCGAAAGCCCUGUAUACCGAUAAUUUUUACAGCUUGUAAUAUGAACACUUCAUCGUGUAAUCGUUCUCUUUUCAUACCAAUUCUGUCAAGUAACGUUGAUUGGCGCCGUAUAUCAGCUCACACUAAUAAUGUUCAACUCCAACUCUGACUAAGAGAAUCAUUAUCAAGGCUGCUAUAUAAAAUAGUUUUUCUCUGUUUUUUUUUAAAUUUUUUUUUUAUUAGGAUUCUUAGGAGUUGGUGGUUUGGGGGGGGGGGGGUUAAUUAGUUUAAAAAUCAUUUUGAGAUUUUCGGAAAAACGAGGUUUUUUUAUACAUAACAUUUUUUUUAUUGGGUUUUUUAGGAGUUGGUGGUUUGGGGGGGGGGGGUGAUUAAUUAGUUAAAAACUCAUUUUAGGAUUUUCGGAAAAACGAGUUUUUUUUAUACAUAACGAUUGUCUUAACGCAAUGAUCAUCUCUCUAUGCCUAGCAACCAACGGAGUUGACCACUGCGUUGCCGUCAAUGGCUACGAGAGGUUUGGAAAUGAGGAAGGUGUUGUAGCGUACGCAACUUGCUGCCACGUAUAACAGCUUGAGAGCUUUAUGGAUAUUGAGACGACACGACGAGCCAUCUUCUAAAAAACAUAGAAGCGCGUCACUACGAAAUCUCACACACAUUCUAAGGGGGAAAAACCCACAAAAGAUCUGUUGGACAUUUAGAAGAAAUGAUGACCUGAAAUUUUCAUAUACAAAAUGGGAUUGAUUAAAAAUUAUCGAUUUCAA
Messenger RNA from Lymnaea stagnalis (great pond snail), 27603 nucleotides. The record is from the annotation of a GenBank genome assembly. NCBI's taxonomy places the organism in Eukaryota, Metazoa, Mollusca, Gastropoda, Lymnaeidae.